Messenger RNA from Lithohypha guttulata, 741 nucleotides. RefSeq lists its product as uncharacterized. Gene Ontology annotation, molecular function: transmembrane transporter activity. The transcript is spliced from 3 exons. Bases 1 to 741 code for a protein of 246 amino acids. Gene Ontology annotation, cellular component: membrane. Lineage: Eukaryota; Fungi; Ascomycota; Eurotiomycetes; Chaetothyriales; Trichomeriaceae. Gene Ontology annotation, biological process: transmembrane transport. The record is from RefSeq and is a predicted model, not a curated record.
AUGAAAUCGGAUAUACAUCGACCGACUGUGCUUCAUGGAGAUGUUACGCUCCAGUCCGAGGACCACGACUUGAGUCAAUUCGGCUACAAGCCAGAGCUCGAGCGUAGAUUUGGUUUGUGGUCGAUGGUUGGAUUGUCAUGCACAAUCAUGGUAACGUGGGAAGCAUGGUUUACGCCGGCAUUGACUGGCGAUAGAACAUUCAACGUCGCCGUCAUCGACGGUGGUCGUACUGGAGCUUUCUGGGGAUUCCUCUUCGUCUGGGGAGGCUACACAACUGUCAUUGCCUCGCUCUCCGAACUGGUGUCCAUGGUCCCCACAGCUGCCGGUCAGUAUCAUUGGGCUUUCGAAUUGUCGCCGCCAAAAUACCGUAAAUUCAUUUCGUGGUUUACUGGCUGGCAGAUUGUUCUUGCUUGGCAAGCAGACUUUGCUGCCGUGCUCUAUCUGUGUGGCAUCCUUAUCCAGGCCAUGGCUGUGCUAAAUUAUCCGAAUUAUGCUGCUGAACGAUACCAAGCGACUUUGAUCUUAUGGGCUGUCAUCGUUGCAUCUGUUGCGUUCAACACGACUCUAGCUCGUCUGCUGCCGUGGGUCGAGGGUAGCAUUCUGAUUUGCCAUUGUUUGGGAUUCAUCGUGGUCUUGGUACCGAUCGUAUACUUUGUGAGUCUGCCCUCGAAAAGACACUGGGGGUCUCGCAACCCGAGCACAGCCAAGGCAUUCGUCGUUCACGAGCUAACGAAUGGAUAG